AUGUUCCUCUCAAGUACUGUUACACUCAUCUCACUGGUACCUUUCAUCGAAAGCCUAGCAGAGGGACAAACGCCAGACCCAGCCGCAAUGGAAGCCACUCAAGAUAUCCAGACCGAUUCACUAGCCAUCGAUACACCGCCAUCUGCAGAGACAAUCAAAAAAAUCAGCGAAUACCCAAGCUGUCGCGAAUUCAUCUGCGCCCUCUCCAAAAUUAAACCCACUGACCUACAAAAACUUCCGAUCCCCACUUCCAUCGUUAUAAUCGGUCAAGGAGAUCCCGGUCUUAUAGACUCCUACACCGCACAGACGCAAUGUCCAUUCCCAAUCUACACCGACCCGUCCGCGAACCUUUACACUGAGCUCGGUAUGGUGAGGAAUAUAGCUAUGGGUGCGCGCCCGGAGUACUUCCGCAAGAGCAUGGUGCGUGUCGUGGCGGAAUCGGUUGUGAAUAUGGUUAAGCAUCUUGGAACUGGGCUUGUGACGAAGGGGGGUGCCAAGAGCUUGAAUGGUGCGGAGUUUCUAUUUGAGACGGGGGAGGAUGGGGUAAGGGUUACUUGGUGUCAUCGAAUGACGGAUUCGAGGAAUCAUACUGGGAUGACGGGGUUGCGAAAGGUUCUUGAUCCGGAGGGUUUGAUUUUAGGGGAGAAGGCUUAA
This is a messenger RNA of Penicillium odoratum, 654 nucleotides long. RefSeq names its product peroxiredoxin-like family protein. The transcript is spliced from 2 exons. Lineage: Eukaryota; Fungi; Ascomycota; Eurotiomycetes; Eurotiales; Aspergillaceae. The record is from RefSeq and is a predicted model, not a curated record. Bases 1 to 654 code for a protein of 217 amino acids.